Molecule: messenger RNA, 240 nt
Organism: Gongylonema pulchrum
Lineage: Eukaryota; Metazoa; Nematoda; Chromadorea; Rhabditida; Gongylonematidae
Source: the annotation of a GenBank genome assembly
AUGGCCGCAUCGUAUGACGUGUCACACGAAGAACAGUUCUCAACAGACGCUAAGACGAAUGGGGCCGCAUUCCUACAACGAAUUGAGGAGCAGUAUGUCGAAGAAUUUGCAGAAGGCCGCGGCCGCUCGAUUAACGAUAGCAUGACUGCCACAAGCAGAUCUUUUCCGCAGAUUGCACCGGUAGCAGCCACGCAGUCCGCCGACGAAAGGCCGUGUUCGCGCAGAGGCCUUAAGAAAUAA